UCACAAUUUACGUCUUGUGGAUAUAUCGUGCCGGUUUAUAAUUAGUUCUCGUAUCUACUAUUGAUUUUGAUCAUAAAUAAGACUUCGUAUCCAGAAACAAACCUUAUACCUUGGGAACAAUGGCAGACAAUGUUGAUUCUAAGCCCAAGGAUGAGAUUGUGACUCCUGAGAAAGACGGUGAGAGGUGCGAGGAGGCAUCGCCGCCGCCUCCGCCCACGCCACCAGCCGCAGAAGAGGACACUCAAGAAAUCAUUGUCGUGAACGAACUCACGAAGGAACUCGACUUGAACCAUGGUAGGAUUGGGAAAAUUGAAAAUCUUGAGGACUUACGACGGUUAGAAAGGCUGUACCUGCGCUGGAACCUGAUAAAGAAGAUAGAAGGACUCACCAACUUGACGACCCUGGUGGAGCUAGAGCUAUACGACAAUCAGAUCACAGUCAUGGAGAACAUGGAGACACUUGUCAACCUCGAAUUACUAGAUCUAUCCUUCAACCGUAUCAAAGAGAUCCAAGGCCUGGACAACCUCACGAAGCUGACGAAACUCUACCUCAGUUCCAACAAGAUCACGGAAAUCAAGAAUGUAAACCACCUUGUACGGCUCGAGAUGUUGGAGCUGGGAGACAACCGUAUCAGGGAAAUAAAAAACCUCGACGGCCUAGUCAACCUCCGUCAGCUCUACCUCGGCAAGAACAAAAUCACCAAAGUCCAAGGGCUCGAGUCCUUCGCCGAGCUCUCGAUUCUCGUCCUCCAAAGCAACAGGAUCACCAAAAUGGAGAACCUUGAACCUCUGGUGAACUUGGACCAAUUGUAUUUGUCAGAGAAUGGCAUUGAGAAAAUCGAGGGGUUGGAGAAUUUGAGCAACUUACAGACGCUGGAUUUGGCGCAGAAUAGACUGACGUCUAUCGAUAAUUUGACGCAUAUGAUCGAGCUUGAGGAGUUGUGGCUAAACGAUAACCAGAUCAGCGACUGGGCAGACGUGGAACGUCUCCGGCCCAACAACAAACUGAUCACCAUAUACUUGGAACGCAACCCCGUGGCCUCGGACCCUGCCUACCGACGCAAGUUGAAGCUGAUAAUACCCAGUCUGCAUCAGAUCGACGCCACUUUAUGUAGAUAAGCCCAUUUUUGUUAUAUAAUCCCAAUCAUGAUACUUGAAACGCAACCCCAUUGCCUCCGACGCAAGUAGCUGAAAGUACCCAGUCUGCAUCAAAUCGAUGCCACUUUAGGUAGAUAAGCCCACUCUUGUUUUGUAACCCCAAUCAUGAUAUACUUGAAACGCAACCCCAUUGAAUAUCGACGCAAGUUGAAGCCGAUCAUACCCAGCUUGAACAAGAUUGACGAUACAGUAUGUAGAUAAGCGCACACUUGGCAAGUAAUCCCAAACCCCAAAAAUACUUUUGCCACAACCCCGUGGCUUCUAACCAUCCUCGGUCUACGCCAGACCUCGCAUAUAAAUGUAUACUAGCUACUUAGUUUACUUAAUCUCAACAUACUUAAAGCGCAACCUUACCGUAGCUAUUUAAAAUCAACCCCAGUCUGUAUCUGACGGAUGCUAUCUUAUGUAGAUAAUGUAGACAACUAUAGGUACUAAGUAACCCUCUAACACUUAAAGCGCAAUCCCACGGCGUCUGUCCCAACCCCAACUUAAUUAGCCGGGUCCACACAGAGCGAGGCACGCCGCGCGGCAAUGUGCUCAUGCGGCAAACGUUCAAUGUAGACGUGCCUCGCCCGAGGCAAAAAUAAAAAUAUCUGCAAUCAAAUGUCUGCAAUCGAAGCCUAGUGGCAUCGAUUGCAGACGUUUCUGCUAAUCAGAAGUUAAAAAUUUAGCAUGGUUAGCGCAUCGUAACUGGUGAAUUUCCAAUAUGACU
Molecule: messenger RNA, 1869 nt
Organism: Leguminivora glycinivorella
Lineage: Eukaryota; Metazoa; Arthropoda; Insecta; Lepidoptera; Tortricidae
Product: protein phosphatase 1 regulatory subunit 7-like
Exons: 6
Coding region: 120-1118 (332 amino acids)
Molecular function (GO): protein binding
Source: RefSeq, a predicted model, not a curated record